Messenger RNA from Nematolebias whitei (Rio pearlfish), 3748 nucleotides. Its product is annotated as myelin transcription factor 1. The record is from RefSeq and is a predicted model, not a curated record. Gene Ontology annotation, biological process: regulation of transcription by RNA polymerase II. Gene Ontology annotation, molecular function: zinc ion binding; DNA-binding transcription factor activity, RNA polymerase II-specific; RNA polymerase II cis-regulatory region sequence-specific DNA binding. NCBI's taxonomy places the organism in Eukaryota, Metazoa, Chordata, Actinopteri, Cyprinodontiformes, Rivulidae. Gene Ontology annotation, cellular component: nucleus.
GCAGGGGACAGUGCUGCCAGUCUCUGUCCAUGGUGCUGAAGUCUUUGCUCUGUCCGAGGUGCUGAAAGGCUCGGCGCGGGGGGGCUCAUAUCGACACACCGGUUCUGCGUUCUGGUGUUCCGCCGCGGAGGCUCCGACUGGACCGUGCUGUGGCCGUGUCUCCGUCCGCCGAAGAUGCAGGAGCGGAGGGGGAGGGGAGGACAGUAAGAGGCGGACCAGAACCAACACACAAGAGGACAAGCCUCACAGAUAAAUGCACUGGGCUGUCCAAUUGUGAAGAAAAGGAAGUUGGAGAAGGUUGAGGUUGAAGUUGAGGAGAACCAGUCUGCUCCCAAAAGAAGAAACCAGACGUCCAAACAGGCUGAGGAAGACAGUGACACAGCAGAAGAGGAAGAAAAGAAAGAGGAGUUAGAGGAGGACAACAACCUCAUCAAAGACCAGAAGAACAACAAAGAAAAUAAUGUUACAGGUUCAGUAACUUCAGACGGCUCACUGGUGGAUACAGAGGACACAGAACGACUUUGCCCUCUGGCUGAAGACACCAGGAGCAAAAACAUCACCUCAGAGAUGGACGUCAAACCAGAGAGAGAAAACUGUGACGAGGUAAAACCAGUCAUUGAGGAUCAUGGUCAGGACCAAACCGAAACAAAGGACGAGGACAUCCAGCCACUGGAUGAGUACCAGCCAUCAGAAGACACCACUGUCAUUUACCAGGAAGAGACAAAUGAUGAAGAGGAUGAGAAAACAGAAGAUGGAACAGAGGAGGAGGAGGAGCAACAAGAAAGGCAAGAGAUCUUUGAUGAAGAGAAGGAGGUGAGAAGGCAGAUAAUGAGACAAGAAAACUCCGAUCACCAGUACUCCAGUGGAGAUUACAACCCUCAGGCCAAAGAAUCACAGCAGGAGCAUAGAAAGGAGAGUGAACAGGAGGAAGAGGAGGAGGAAGAUGAAGAGGAAGAGGAGGAGGAGGAACUACAGGAGGAAGAGGAGGAGGAGGAGCAGAAAGAUGAAGCUGAGGAGACAGGAAGAGAGGUGGACACACUAUUCAGCAUGAGUCCAACCACUCAGGAAUAUGAAGCUACUGUGUCUCUCAGGGAAGAAAAGGUCAGCACUCUCCUGACUGAGGAAGAGGAGGAUGAAGAGCAGGCAGAGGAGAAAGAGGAAGAAGAGGAAGCGAGACGAGAGAAGAAAGAAAGUAUUGUGGAGGAAGAGGAUGAGGAAGACAGAGACUCGAGCAAAACCUCUCUGAGUACUGUAGUGAUUGAAGUCCACUCUGAGGAGGACGACGAUGAAGAGGAAGAGGAGGAGGAAGAAGAGGAGGAAGAGGAAGAAGAGGAGGAUGAAGAAGAAGAGGAAGGAGAAGAGUUGGAUCAAGUUUCAGAUGGCUCAGGAGUCACAGAUGACUCAGAGACCUGGGAUAUGACUCGGGGGAACCUGGGGCUCCUAGAGCAAGCCAUUGCACUGAAGGCUGAGGAGGUCCAGGGGAGUCAGGACAGCCGCAGCUCACCAGACUAUGAACCAUACAGUUCCUCUGUCAAGAACUCUGAGGCCUCUGCAGUGGCCCGGCGGACCUCUCACUGCAGCAAAGACAAAAAAGAAGUGAAGUGUCCAACACCAGGUUGUGACGGGACAGGUCACGUCACUGGGUUAUACCCUCACCACCGCAGUCUGUCCGGAUGUCCUCACAAAGACCGAAUCCCUCCUGAGAUUUUGGCUAUGCAUGAGAAUGUCUUGAAGUGUCCCACUCCUGGCUGCACUGGCCAAGGCCAUGUCAACAGUAACCGCAAUACUCAUCGCAGUCUUUCUGGCUGCCCAAUCGCUGCAGCGACUAAGCUAAACAAGACCCAGGACAAACAGGUUCAUCUACAAGCUGCAUCCACCGAACCCUCUUCCAACUCUGACAGAGUGCUCAGGCCCAUGUGUUUUGUGAAACAGCUGGAAAUCCCUCAGUAUGGCAGUUAUCGGCCCAACACUGUAACCACCACACCUCGAGCAAACCUGGCCAAGGAGCUGGAGAAAUACUCCAAAGUGUCUUUUGACUAUGCAAGCUUCGAUGUACAGGUGUUUGGAAAGAGGAUGAUCAUCCCAAAGACACCCAGCACUGCUAACACAUCUUCCAAGGCCUUCAAAUCUAAGUCUUAUCCCAAGGAAGCCUCCCCCGAACACUGCGUGUCAGAAAGUUUUUCUAAGCCCACUCUGUCCUCUAGUGGGUAUGACUACAGCCAAGAUGCAGAGGCAGCCCACAUGGCAGCAACAGCCAUCCUCAAUUUAUCCACCCGUUGCUGGGAGAGACCUGAGACACUCAGCACCCAACCCAGGGAGCCCUGCUCUAAGGAGUCAGAUAUUGAGGUGGAUGAGAACGGCACCUUGGACCUCAGCAUGAAGAAGACCAAGCGAGAGGGCAUGCAGUCUCCAGACCCUUCAUCCUCUUCAUCGUCCUCCUCUCAACAUGUAGGAACCAUGUUGUCUCAGGGCCACACCCAGUCAGACUGGGACAGUCCUUUGGAUUUCACCAAAUCAAGUGAAGUCAAGGAGGAAGAUCAUGAAGAGAUGGAGUACAGAGCUCCUUCAUAUACAUCAUCUGAAGGGGAGGAAGAGGAUCAGGAGAACCUGGAGGAUCGAAAAUACCCCGGGGAAGUUACUACCAGCAGCUUUAAUGUCAAGUUUCAGCCAAAAGACAGUAAAAAAGAUAUUCUUGUAUGUCCCACACCAGGCUGUGAUGGCAGUGGACACAUCACUGGAAAUUAUGCAUCACAUCGAAGUCUCUCAGGCUGUCCUCUUGCUGAUAAGUCCCUUCGGACCCUUAUGGCUGCCCACACAGCUGAACUGAAGUGUCCGACUGCAGGCUGUGAUGGGUCGGGACAUAUAACUGGGAACUAUGCUUCACACAGAAGUUUGUCUGGAUGUCCUCGAGCCAAGAAAAGUGGAGUCAAAUCAACCCCUACAAAGGAUGACAAAGAAGACUCUGAGCUGUUGAAGUGUCCAGUACCUGGCUGUGACAGUCUCGGUCACAUCAGUGGGAAGUAUGCGACACACCGCAGUGCCUACGGCUGUCCACUGGCUGCAAAGAGGCAGAGGGAGGGGCUUCUGAAUGGAUCGCCGUUCUCCUGGAAGGCCUUCAAAACAGAAGGUCCAACCUGCCCAACACUGGGCUGUGAUGGUUCUGGACAUGCUAAUGGCAGCUUCUUAACACACCGCAGUCUGUCAGGUUGUCCACGAGCAUCAGGGAACAAGAAAAAAGCAAAAUCACCUGGGGACGAGUAUAUAACUGCGAAGUUUAGAGCAAGUGAUGUUCUUGACAAUGAUGAAGAUAUCAAGCAGCUCAACAAGGAGAUCAAUGAACUCAACGAGUCCAACUCAGAGAUGGAAGCUGAUAUGAUCAAUCUUCACACCCAGAUUUCUUCAAUGGAGAAAAACCUAAAGAACAUCGAGGAGGAGAACAAACAGAUAGAAAAAAGAAAUGAAGCUUUGUUCCUGGAGCUUUCUGGUUUGAGUCAGGCUUUGAUCCGCAGCCUGGCCAACAUCCGUCUGCCCACCAUGGAGCCAGUGUCAGAGCAGAACUUUGACAGUUACGUGGACACUCUGACCCACAUGUUUACCAACAAAGACUGCUACCAGAACCCCGAGAACCGGGCUCUGCUGGAGUCCAUCAACCAGGCGGUGAAGGGCAUCGAGGUGUGAAGGCUGAAAGCUAAGAUGGAAAUCACACCAGUUCUUUUUUUGUUUGUUUCCUUGAAAUAUUUAUAUGUGA